AUGCCUUCAAUCAAGAGAUCUGCCCUAUGGUGGGAAAAUGCACACCAGAAACUACCAAUAUGGUGUAGAGGCUUACAACCCCUAAUUCUUCAGCAGGCAGCUUGGAUGCCCCCAAAAGCCGCAUACAAAAAGGUGUUCAAGGGUUGCCCUUUUCGUCGGGAGCUUGGCAAAAGAGAGAAUCAAGCACUUCUCGCCCAGCUGGCAGAAGAUAACAAGUUGCCAAUGACUGUUGCCACUAGUCACAAGACUUUCCGUCCAUUCAAAGAGUUGGCGACUGAGAAGGGUAAAGCUACUGGUGAAGGUUCAGGGUUUGCUGGGCCUAAAGUUCUGAUUUUUGUUCAGAGGAAGCGAAAUUUAGUGAAGACAGCGCCCUCUCCUUCUCUUGUUGCCAAGGUUACUAGCCCUUCAAAGACUAGCAAGCUCGAUUCUAUUGUACCUCUUUCUCCUACCUCUUCAGGCAGAGUUGAAAAACUGGGUGCCAGAAAGAGGUCCUUACUUGAGGAGUCUUUUCCUUGCCCUCCACUAGCUUUAGUGCUACCUCCAAGCCCAAAUCCUAAUGCUGGGGAAGUUCUUCAAGGAGGAGCUAGAGCAGGAGAAGUGAAGCCUCCUUCUGAAGGAGCUCGAGCAGGGACUUCUACUUCAAUAAAUGUUCCUCGUACUAAGCCACAGUUGCAAGAUGAAGUUGCAUGCCUACUAGUCUCGGGCUUAUUUGAUAGAUUGAGGGGGUUCUUUCCAAACAGUACUCCUCAGCCUCAAGAACCAGUUGGGGAAGAUGGAGAGCAUGCUACUGAUGUUGUUAAUCCUGAGUUGUCUUGCAAUAGUAAUGUAUUUAUGGUUCAAGUUCGUGAAGAGCCAGAACCUGUUGAUGCCCCCCAGCCUCAAGGAUGCGAACCUGAAACUGCUGCACCAACACCUCCCCCAGAAACCUCCUCUGUGCCCAUGGAAGGGGUGGAGGCCAAUGUGCCUAGGUAUGAAAAUGUUGUCAAUGCCUUUAUGUCCAAGGAAAAAGGAAAGGUUGUAAUGGAAGGAUGGUUGCUGCUGUCAUUGGAUGAGAAGAUCAGCGAAAGACAAUGUACUAAGGUCUUAAGAGCCCUAGAUGAUCCAAGCUUUGCAGCAUCAUUUGAGAGUGCCUGA
Prunus armeniaca (apricot) is the source of this 1134-nucleotide messenger RNA. The record is from the annotation of a GenBank genome assembly. NCBI's taxonomy places the organism in Eukaryota, Viridiplantae, Streptophyta, Magnoliopsida, Rosales, Rosaceae.